GGUUCUGCUAUCUCGUGACUCGUGAAGAUCUAAAGAUAUCACAAACCGCAAAAACUUGCGGAAGAGUUGACGAUCGAGUUUGUGAAGACAUGAUUAGUGAGUUGCCCGAAGAUUUACUUUUGAAGAUAUUUUUGUUUGUUCCAAUAAAAGACGCAGUUACAAACGCUGUUAAUCGCGGUGUGGAUGAUCUAACAUUCAAGCUUCGUUGGCCCAUAGAUCCGGUCAGCUUGCCUAAGAGCCUU
Thlaspi arvense is the source of this 242-nucleotide messenger RNA. The record is from the annotation of a GenBank genome assembly. NCBI's taxonomy places the organism in Eukaryota, Viridiplantae, Streptophyta, Magnoliopsida, Brassicales, Brassicaceae.